Molecule: messenger RNA, 1765 nt
Organism: Contarinia nasturtii (swede midge)
Lineage: Eukaryota; Metazoa; Arthropoda; Insecta; Diptera; Cecidomyiidae
Exons: 2
Coding region: 252-1610 (452 amino acids)
Molecular function (GO): protein binding
Source: RefSeq, a predicted model, not a curated record
ACAACAAUAAACACAGUGUGCUAAGAAACGUCACUAUACAUACAGAAUGAAAAAAAUAAAUAAAUAAGAAGCCGACGAAAUAAGAAUAAGAGAAAAAGUCGACGAAAUACGAAGAAAAAAGGAAUAAUUCACUCUGAGUUGACAUAGACAUUGACACAGGCACAAAUAUUUUAUUAUUCUGCUAUUUAUUUUUCAAGUUUUAAUAAUUUGCAGAACAAACCAGACAAAUUCAAAGCAUAACCUUAUUCAACAUGAGCGAGUCGCAAAAUAUGAGUGAAGAAGACAGGAACACAAGUGAAAUGUCACAAACCGAGUUUAAUGCACUGAACAACGAUUGUAUUCUACACAUUCUCGAUUGGCUGUCGAUUAAAGAGCUGGCAACAAUAAAAAUGACAUGCAAACGCCUUUAUUUGCUCGCAAAUGAACAUUUUUGUCGCACAUAUAAAAAUGGUUGUGUUCAUUUAGAAGAAAUGUUCAAAGAGCUUGAUAUCUCAGUUGAAAACAAGUAUUCAACAUCUUUUAAAUAUUAUAUGCCAAAAAUACACAGUGCAAAUGCAGCAAUUGAGACAUUUAACGUGAUUGGACAGAAAACGAUACAACCUAUAAAAUAUUUACGUUUCUUCUGGGCGAAUUUCAACCAAAACAAUGACGUUUUACAACAAAAAUACGUAAAAGAUGUUCUAAAAAAUGUUGAAAUCGUUAAUAUUCAUGAUUGCUCUUCAAUUGAUUGUUUAUUGAGAAACUGUACAAAAUUGGAGUACUUGGUUCUUAGUGGAGUUGGGUCGAAAGAACUGCUACAUACAUAUCCAACGCUGAAGCAAUUACAAUGGGGUUCGGCAAAUUUUCCCGUUGAGCUGAAGGAAUUCUUAAUGAGAAAUCGAAAUAUUCGAGCACUUUCUACUUCUAAUGACAACACAAUUAAAAUAACGAACUGGCUACUUGACACCGAAAUUAAAUUAGACGAUUUGGUAUUGAAAAUAUCAAUAACAGUGAAGAAAGGAUUUAAAAAUAUGAAGCAAAUAAUCGAAAGUUUGCAUUUACUCCAUAAAAAUCAACAGAUCAAAGCAUUACAUUUGAAAAUUAUGGACUCAGACUUUUUGCUUCAUCCAAAUUGGACGGAGCCGGAGUUCUUGGAAAGUAUUCAUAUCGAUACGGUGGAUUGUGAUAGGAAAUUAGUCGAUGUGGUUAGCCGUAUGGUGAAUCUGAAAUUUUUGUUUUACUAUAACAGAUGGGAUAAUAUAAAUCAACAGAUUGGAUUGUUGGCACAGAAAUUGACAAAAUUGGAAGAAUUACAUAUUGUUGAUAUUUUUUCGAUCGAUAAGAUCAUUCCAUUUGUGCAAAAUUUACCAAAACUACAAAUUAUUUAUGUAAAGUGUUUUAGAAGUGGUUAUAUCAAUUUCGCAAACGAAAUAAAUAUCACGCUACAAUCGUUGGACAAAGAUCGUCGCAAGCUGAAAAAUCCAUGUAAAUUGACCAUUUACGUUAAUGAAAAUUGGUAUUUGCAAAUUAAAUCCAAUUCAAUGACAAACAGUUACGGUUUGGUGGAGGUCAAGCGCACCGAUUCAUAUCCACUUUCGAAGCAUCCGAUACGACCAAACUUUGAUGAUUAGUUCCAGAAUGGAAACAUGUAUGAUUGAUUGAGACGAAACAAAAUGAACAUUUUGAGACAAUAGGGUUUAAAAUUUAUAUUUUUGUGCAAAAUACAAAAACAAAAUUACAUGUUUCGAAUAAAAUUGACGAUCGCUUUAACGUACAAAGAAUUUAA